GGUGAACCAGACAGCACCAGACGGGAAACAAACGGGUGCUGGUUGUGGCCUGAAGGCGUCUGCUGCUGUUGCUAGUGCUGUUGCUGGUUGCUGAGCCUCCGGGGCGUGCUGAGUGCUGAUUUACCUCCUGGAAACGAGAGAAAGCGAGGUAAGGUGACCAGAACUGAACCGCACAAUCAAGAUAGCUGGCGAAAUGGUGAGUGCGCCUCCCGCACCUGGGAAUGUUGCUCCUCACAUCCACCACAUCUGUCCGCCAUUUCUCCACUACAAAUACUGGUCUAGAGUAAGCAAUGGCACGCAAGAGAGAGGAGCGAGCCGUGCGCAGCAGUCAGCGGGCAGCCAAGAAGGCGAUCCAGAACGGCGGCCAAGACCCUAACUUUGUGUCCCUCAAGCAGCAACUCGUGGCCAUGGGACUCACACUGAGGGAGAUUCCUGGCGAUGGGAAUUGUCUUUUCCGUGCGUUGGGUGACCAGCUGGACGGCACCACCACCACCCACCACAAGCACCGCCAUCUGGUGGUGGACUACAUGAGGCAGCACCGCGAGGACUUCGAGCCCUUCGUGGAGGAUGACGUCCCCUUCGAGAGGCACUGCAACAACCUGGCCCAGCUGGGGACCUAUGCCGGCAACGAUUGCAUCGUGGCCUUCGCUCGCCUCCACCAGGUGUCCGUCGUCAUCCACCAACUCAAUACCCCACGCUGGCAGAUCAACGGCACCGACGGCAAGAAGAACGUGAUGGAACUGCACAUCUCCUACCACAACGGCGACCACUACAACAGCGUGCGGCGGCUAGGGGACUGCACUUCUGGACCGGCUUGCAUCAAGCUCACCACCACCACCCUCCCUGUCGCCGCCGCCGCCGUCCCCAAGGCUGCUAUCAAGGUGCUGGAGGACGAGGAGGACGAGGACGAGGAUGAAGACGAGGAUAAGGACACGAGGGACGAUAGUUUCGAGGCCCACCACCACCUGCCCUCUAUUUCGAGUGGACAGGAAGGUUUGAGUCGAGUGGAGAGGGAGUUGAUGGAGCAGACUGGUUGUGAGGACCUGGCGAUGGUGAGGGCGUACCUGUGUGCCCACGAUUACGAGGUGCGGGAGGCGGCUGAUGCCCUCAUAAAUUAUAUCGUUCAUCAACAUAAAGGAGAGCACCCCCAGACAUCACCCGGGUGUAGCAAUGGCCAGCUUGGUAGUCCCGAGGGUAGUGGACAUGCCUGGCUCGUGGUGGGGGGGGCUGGAGUGUCCCUGGGCCCCCAGUCCCUUCGCAAGGCGUCCCAGCAGGAGAGAAUCCAUCAGCGUCUGCGUACCCAACAGCACCUCUCCAACUCCAAGCGCAAGGAGCUCAAAAAGCAGCUAAGGAAACAGCAGGCCAAUGAACGCAAGCGGCAGCGGCAGACGGGGCUGGACUCCGAUGAGUUUGCUACCGAUGAAUCCGAGGUGAUCCUGGUGAAAGACAUCGGCUGCCUCAGCAUCUAGCCGCCCAGCGCCCGGCUGAAGGCUCUCAGGUGGAGGAUGGCAGGAGUUCACAGCAUACUUAUGUAAUCAAUUUGAUCUUGUUUCUCAUGUUACAAAAUGGUUUGAAUAAAAAUUCUGAAGGUUACAACAUAGUUGGUGAUUGUUUCAUGCAUUGUUUGUUUAACUCAACUAAUUUGUUGGAAGUACAGAUGUUUUGAGAUUGUAAAUGUAAAUCAUUGCAUUCAUAUGUGUGUGUUCAUCCUAAGUGUGUUAUCCAAGGUUAGUGAGGAAGUAGCAAGACCAAUGACUCUGGUGUCUGGGCCGCACACUGUGGCUGUUGUGUCCUUGUUGAGCGUUGUAGUCAGCAGCGGUGGCAGCCCAGUGUGCUGCUGUAUUCCUCAGCAAGGUUUAGUGAGGCAUGGGCCCCUGGGGCCGGGACUGGCUGGGUGAGCAGUAUGGCUGUGACCUCUGACAAAAUGGUCAGGAGUUUCAGCCUCAACUACCCAGCGGGGGAGGUGAUGCUCUCCUGACACCAGCCACCACGGCUGUAUGACUUUAACUGUUGAGAGCAGUGGCAUGCCUGGGAGAUGGUGCUGCGCCUCCUGUGUGGGGCUACUCACUGUUAUUACUUCACUAUGUCACACGGACGGGAGCGAGAGGGAGCAAGAAACUGGGCAGGAGACCGGAGGUGGGAGGCUACAAGCAAAGCUUCAGUUAUAGAGUGAUUGAUCAUGCAGAGGAGAUCACUAUUUUACUAUUAAAUGUAUUAUGAAAAUAAAAUUGAUAAAUUAU
Molecule: messenger RNA, 2240 nt
Organism: Eriocheir sinensis (Chinese mitten crab)
Lineage: Eukaryota; Metazoa; Arthropoda; Malacostraca; Decapoda; Varunidae
Product: OTU domain-containing protein 3-like
Exons: 8
Coding region: 291-1469 (392 amino acids)
Biological process (GO): protein deubiquitination
Molecular function (GO): cysteine-type deubiquitinase activity
Source: RefSeq, a predicted model, not a curated record